CCAUCAAUUCAUGGUUUUCUGGAACACUUUGAUAACACUUUAAAUCCGAAAGAUCUUACUAGAACAAAUUAACAAUGGCACCCACAGGCACAACCCUCUUUCUUAUACUAGUCCACAUUUGGUUUUGCACCUUAUUAUUCAUUUCCAACACAUGCAAAGCCACAAGGCCUACACCAAAAUUCCCAGCCAUUCUAGUCUUUGGGGAUUCAACAGUGGACACAGGCAACAACAAUUACCUCAAAACAUUGUUUAAGGGUAACCAUAAUCCAUAUGGCCAAGAUUUUCCAGGUCAUGUUACUACAGGCAGGUUUUCUAAUGGAAAAUUGGUUCCCGACUUCCUUGCCUCCAUGUUAAACAUCAAGGAAACUGUUCCUCCUUUUCUUGAUCCGAGCCUCUCGGAUAACAACCUUGUCACCGGUGUCAGCUUUGCUUCGGGUGGAUCCGGAUUCGACGAUAUUACAGGUAGCGUAGGUGGGAUCAUUCCAUUUUCAAAGCAGGUUGAGUACUUCAAGAGAUACAUAGUGAGAGUCCAAGGUAUUGUAGGGGAAAAGGAGGCAAAGAAGUUAAUUAGUAGUGCAGUGGUUGUGAUCAGUGCUGGGACUAAUGACUUUGGUUUUAAUUUCUAUGACAUCCCCACAAGAAGGUUAGAGUUCAAUAUUAGUGGCUACCAAGAUUUUCUGCAGAAUAAACUGCAUAUAUUCAUAGAGGAACUUUAUGAGCUUGGAUGCAGAAGAAUGGCUAUAGCUGGGCUUCCUCCAAUAGGUUGCCUACCCAUACAAAUAACUGUAAAAUUUGAAAGUCCACAUGAUAGAAGAUGUAUAGAGGAAGAAAAUUUGGAUGCACUUGUAUACAAUAAGAAGCUUGCAAGGCUCUUGCCCAAAAUACAAUCACUGCUGCCAAGCAGCAAAAUUGUGUAUGCAGACGUGUAUAUGCCUUUCAUUGACAUGAUCAAUAAUCCACUAAACUUUGGUUUUCUGGAAACAAAAAGAGGCUGCUGUGGUACUGGGUUAGUGGAAGUAGGACCCUCCUGUAAUUCAUUAACAGCAGUAUGUGAUAAUGUCUUGGAGUACUUGUUUUGGGAUAGCAUACAUCCAAGUCAAGCAGCAUAUCUCUACAUUUCAAAAUACCUGGAGAAGAAAAUCAUUUCCGAGCUUCUUGAUUACGAUAAUCAAUCAUAGCCGUUAGUUACUCUAUUUGAUCAGAAAGGAUGACAGUGAAGAACAAGUUGCACACCUUGCAUAGCAAGGAAAAGGAACUCGACGAUGCAGUGCUGAUUAAGUUUACAUUAUAUUAUGGAUUUCUUAAUUUAGAAGCGAAGACGUGAUAAAGUAGAUUUGAUGCAAUUUGUAAUGACAUGAACAGAACCUGUCAUCGAGUAGUUGUAAAACUGGUUUCUCAUUUCUAGGCCAAAAUGCAACCUCCCUGACUCAUAUGAGCACUACUGAAUGUGUCAUUAUUAUUUCUUGUA
Messenger RNA from Rosa rugosa (rugosa rose), 1468 nucleotides. Its product is annotated as GDSL esterase/lipase At2g30310-like. The record is from RefSeq and is a predicted model, not a curated record. The transcript is spliced from 3 exons. Bases 75 to 1178 code for a protein of 367 amino acids. Gene Ontology annotation, molecular function: hydrolase activity, acting on ester bonds. Lineage: Eukaryota; Viridiplantae; Streptophyta; Magnoliopsida; Rosales; Rosaceae.